This is a messenger RNA of Didymodactylos carnosus, 1119 nucleotides long. The record is from the annotation of a GenBank genome assembly. NCBI's taxonomy places the organism in Eukaryota, Metazoa, Rotifera, Eurotatoria, Philodinida, Philodinidae.
AUGCGGACCGUUACAAGUGAAAUAUUAGAAACACAAUACGUAUCGGUGUUUAGCCUUGUCCGUACAGCUUACGAAAUAAAAAGUUUUGCAAACUGUUCCUUUUUAUCGUUUUUCUCGCCAAUGGAUAAUCUACCAAGUGAGAUAACUGAAACAGCUUCGAUUCACGAUCCACUCGCCUCACAGUUGAUUCGUGAUUGUAUUCAAUUAGCUGUCGAUGGUUUUCUAUUUCAACACAUUACGCCUGAUGAUCAUUAUCAUCGAUUUAAACAAAAUUUUCCAUCAGCAGAGAAGUUGCUUGACAGAUUCAAACAGUCGACGUCACAACAAUAUUCUUCUUCUUAUCGUACACCUCUUCGAAAUCAAAAUCAAGUAAAUAAUACAUCAUCGAGUUAUAAUGUAUCGUUUCAACAGACACCUGAUAAUAUCAGUAACCAGCAACAUAUUCCACCUUUGGAUCUAUCAUCAUUAAAUCCGUUAGAACUAGUUACAGGAGAUAAUGGACAACAUCAAAAUAUUAGCGGUAGCGGAUUGACUAUUAAAACAAAAAAAACUGUUUAUAGUCCAAAAGAAUCUCAAUCUUUGUCAAGUUCAACAAAUCGUCGUCGUAGUGCAACAACAAAAUCUACGACUACUCCACCAUAUGAUCAACCUCAGAAACAACAGACUCACCAACGUCCACAAUCAGUUCAAGAGUCUUCAUCUUCUUCAUCUACCAUUCUUGCUCAGCAUCCACAUCUACAUGCUCAUUCUCGUUUACAACCAACACCUCUGUUUACACCGUCUCCAUCUGAUCAACGUUUAAUUAUAAAUCCAGCUGGUAUUGAUGAUAUAAAUUCAAAUUUAGAAAUAGAAGCACGAGAUAUUCAAGAACGAAUGUAUGCACAUCGAAAUAAACGUUCACGUCCACACGAUCUACAAUUGAUGUCAAUAAAAGAAAUUUUAGAUGAAAAAUCAGAUAUGCAACAAGAAUUAUUAAAAUUUGAAAAUAAAUAUUCAAAACCAAAAACAUCGGAACAAAAACGUAUUAUGAAACCGUUGUACGAUUAUUAUAGUCAAUUGAAACGACGAGUAGAAAAACAUCAUGCACAAUUACAACAACAAAAAAUUACCAAACAUUAG